Messenger RNA from Owenia fusiformis, 316 nucleotides. Lineage: Eukaryota; Metazoa; Annelida; Polychaeta; Sabellida; Oweniidae. The record is from the annotation of a GenBank genome assembly.
AAGGAGCUGAACUUGAAUGAAAAGUGCUGUGAUAAUACAUCAAACGUGGCUCCAUUCACCAUUGAAAAUGAAUGCCCAAUGUGUAACUGCUCGCCAUCCCCUCCUGGCUCCCUGCCAGAAACCACUGCCAAUCCAUGGACAGUACCAAGCCAACAACAGCACAGGGUGUCUUCUGGUCAAGAAUCUGUACACAUUCGCAAUUCCAACAACAACAAACCAAUCGGCAAAGCCGAGGGAGGAAAUUUGAGGAAAAAAGCAAUGCUCCAAAGAAAAUCACAAACCUGCAAAUGCCGAGAAGAGGGGAAGAGCCCAACAC